AUGAAUAUUGGUACCCCAGCACCCAUAUCUGACGCGAAACAGCCCCGGCUAAUUGACCUCCCAGACUGGCAGCGCGCCAAUAGCUACGGGUCCAAGAGUGACCCUGGUGCAAUGAGCCCAGGCCGCACACAGGGCGCGUCUCCAUACAAGUCACCUCGCAAGAGUCCACAGCUCGGACUCGGCGGAGCAGGCUCACCGCGUCUGCAGCCCCUCACCAUGCGUGAGCCUCAGCAGCCUGCGAACGAUCGCUUCCGACGCGUCUCGGAGAUUGGCUUACGGCCAAGGUGCAACUCACAACCUCCAUUGCGUCGCGCCAAUCCAGAUGGCGGCUACCUCUCCCCAUUACAAGCAGCCACAACGCACUUGCUCCAGACGUAUCGCAUCUGCAAUCCAAAUUUCAAUUAUCUCAGCUCGCGUAAUCCCCGCAGGGUGUUGACGAAGCCGUCGGAAGGCACAAAGAAUGAAGGUUUCGACAAUGACGAUUCAGACUAUAUCUUGUAUGUCAAUGACAUCCUGGGCAUUAACGAGGGCCACAAGUACCUGAUCUUGGAUGUCUUGGGUCAAGGCACCUUUGGACAGGUCGUCAAAUGUCAAAAUAUGAAGACUUUAGAGGUCGUUGCCGUCAAGGUCAUCAAGAACAAGACGGCCUAUUUCAAUCAAUCAAUGAUGGAGGUGACAAUAUUGGAUUUGCUCAACAACAAGCUGGAUGCAAAGGACGAACAUCACAUCCUGAGGCUCAAGGACACCUUUAUCCAUCGGCACCAUUUGUGCUUGGUGUUCGAACUGCUCAGCGUCAACCUCUACGAACUCAUUAAGCAAAACCAAUUUAGAGGUCUCUCAAUCAAUUUGGUCAAGGUUUUCUCUGGUCAGCUCCUAGACGCCAUGACUGUCCUCAACGAAGCCAACAUCAUUCACUGUGACCUCAAGCCGGAAAACAUUCUGCUCAAAAACUUGGAAACGCCCAACAUAAAGGUAAUCGAUUUCGGCAGCGCCUGCCAUGAACGUCAAACAGUCUACACCUACAUACAGAGUAGAUUCUACCGGUCUCCCGAGGUACUACUUGGCUUGCCCUACUCUGCCGCCAUUGACAUCUGGUCGCUUGGCUGCAUUGUAGCAGAACUGUUCCUGGGUCUGCCCCUGUUUCCCGGAUCAUCCGAGUACAAUCAAAUGACACGCAUUACAGAGAUGCUUGGGCAGCCGCCUGCAUGGAUGCUUGAGAUGGGCAAACAGAGUGGCGAGUUCUUUGAGAAGUCGGUUGAAACGGACGCAGCAGGCAAAAAGCGUUACCGGCUUAAGAGUUUGGAACAGUACAGUCGCGAGCAUGGUGUCACUGAGCAGCCAAGCAAGCGAUACUUCCAAGAGACGACAUUACAGCAAAUCAUUGCGCGCUAUCCGCUACCAAGAAAGAACAUGACAGAUAAGGAAAAGCACAAGGAGGAGAUCACGCGAAACGCGUUCGUCGACUUUGUUGGCGGCCUGCUCAAUCUGAACCCGCUCGAGCGCUGGUCGCCACAGCAGGCGAAGAUGCAUCCGUUCAUAACAGGCGCGGAAUUCAGAGGCUCCUUUGUGCCGCCCAUGUAUCGGCCUAUUAAAAGACCUUCUGCUGAGAACCCGUUGCCGCCGCCACCAUCGCAUCACAAUCAGGCACCACAGCAGAAGGCUGCCGAGCAACUCAUUGCAAGCCAAGCUAUCGCACACGAGCAGGCAGAAGCGCGAAUCGCACAGAAACAAGCACAGCAACAGCAAGCGGCAGCAGAGCAACACGCACAGCAAGCUGCAGCUCAAGCUGCCGUUCUUGCAGCUCAACAACAAGCCCAACAUGCCGCUCAACAGCAACAGCAGAUACAGCAGCAAGCAUACAUGAAUUCAAACCCGUACGAACAGAACCCCUAUCUGCAGUCUAGUCAGUAUGCAUACCACCCCGGGUCGCCACAAUACGAGCGCUUUCCUGGCCGUCACAGUUACUCGCAGCAGUCGCCAUCGGCCGCCUCGCCCACAAUGCAAUACUAUCCUCAAGGGAUGCAGCAGCCGCCGCCCUUGCAUCUCAACGUUCCGCAGCAACAUCACGGGCAAUACCCACAGCAACAGCAACAGCAAACGUUUGGCCAGCGGCGUGCCAGGGCCGGUACAAUGGGUAAUAUCGAGGUGCCAGUCAACUUGCAGCGGCAGGCGCAGAUGAUGAAUCCGCAAGUGCUCGGCAAUGCCAAUUACGGCUGGCAAGGUGCGAUGCAGGUGGCGCAACCAAACAAUUAUAUGGGUCAAGGGCAAGGGUCUGGCGACAACAGACGAGGUUCCAUUCACCAGCCGAUGGACGGAGAAAGACGCAUGGAUGACCCUAAUCUCAAUUACCUCGAGCGCUGGCUAUAA
Protomyces lactucae-debilis is the source of this 2367-nucleotide messenger RNA. Its product is annotated as kinase-like domain-containing protein. The record is from RefSeq and is a predicted model, not a curated record. Lineage: Eukaryota; Fungi; Ascomycota; Taphrinomycetes; Taphrinales; Protomycetaceae. Gene Ontology annotation, molecular function: protein serine/threonine kinase activity; ATP binding; protein tyrosine kinase activity. Gene Ontology annotation, biological process: peptidyl-serine phosphorylation; peptidyl-threonine phosphorylation. The coding region runs from base 1 to 2367 and encodes 788 amino acids. The transcript is spliced from 2 exons. Gene Ontology annotation, cellular component: nucleus; cytoplasm.